Messenger RNA from Drosophila hydei, 529 nucleotides. RefSeq names its product ribosomal protein 63, mitochondrial. Bases 99 to 419 code for a protein of 106 amino acids. The record is from RefSeq and is a predicted model, not a curated record. NCBI's taxonomy places the organism in Eukaryota, Metazoa, Arthropoda, Insecta, Diptera, Drosophilidae. The transcript has 2 exons. Gene Ontology annotation, cellular component: mitochondrial ribosome. Gene Ontology annotation, molecular function: structural constituent of ribosome. Gene Ontology annotation, biological process: mitochondrial translation.
CGCUAGCAGCUCAGCUGUUACGGCGACUUGUGCAACAACAUUGAACGUGCAUUGAGAAGUGUUUUCUUUUAACCGUUCAUCAAUUAGCUAAACACAAUAUGCAGUUGACUUUAAUCAAUUUCUUUAAGAAAACUGUGCCCGGCCAUAUAUUCCGUGGCAAGCGACGUCUGGUCAAGCCGGUGAGCAAGCGCUCAAUGGACACGCUGACCCGCGAAUACGAAAGACAGGAGCAGAUCAUGUUCCUGUUGCGGCAUCCUUACCUCACACUGGAGCAAUCGUCGGGCCAUGCAAAGGAGCUGCAAAAACGCGAAAAGCUCGUGGCCAAGUGGACAGACGAACAAACGCGCAGCAAAAUGAAGCCGCAUGUGACCAUCGAGGAGCGCUUGCAACAUCUGCGCGUGAAGGAGGCCUGGGAUUAGUUUAACAUCUUGUAUUACACAAAAACCAUUGCAAGUUAUAGAAUAAAUGUUAUGCUCUAGAAACUUAUAUAAAUGCGGCCGUUGACAAAAAAUACAGAUUAUUGCCUAUA